Molecule: messenger RNA, 875 nt
Organism: Camelina sativa (false flax)
Lineage: Eukaryota; Viridiplantae; Streptophyta; Magnoliopsida; Brassicales; Brassicaceae
Source: RefSeq, a predicted model, not a curated record
GUAGAGAUUUAUAUAUGGCGACAGCGAACGUGGCUAAUCCUGGCCGUGGCGACCGUAGGAGAGGCGGUGGAGAAAGAGAUGACGACAAGUCGGUCUUCAAGACGACCACAGGGGUUGAGGCCGUCGCGAAUUUCGAAGACAUGGGAAUUAACGAGAACGUUCUUCGUGGUCUCUACGAGUACGGUUCCGAGAAGCCAUCGGCCAUUCAGCAGAGGGCUGUCAUGCCGAUUCUCAAAGGGCGAGAUGUUAUUGCUCAAGCCCAUUCCGGUACGGGAAAGACCUCUAUGAUUGCCCUCUCCGUCUGCCAAGUCGUUGACACUUCGUCUAGAGAGGUUCAGGCCUUGGUAUUAUCCCCAACAAGAGAGCUAGCUUCACAAACAGCGAAGACGAUACAAGCUAUAGGAUUACACGCCAAUAUCCAUGCACAUGCAUGCAUCGGUGGGAAGAGCGUUGGAGAAGACAUCAGGAGGCUGGAGCAUGGUGUCCAGGUUGUGUCUGGGACACCUGGUCGUGUCUGUGACAUGAUAAAGAGGAGAAGUCUACGCUCCAGAGCUAUUACUAUUCUGAUUCUUGACGAAUCAGAUGAGAUGCUGAGUAGAGGAUUCAAGGACCAGAUCUAUGAUGUUUACAGAUAUCUUCCACCGGACCUCCAGGUUUGCUUGGUUUCUGCAACUCUUCCUCGGGAGAUUUUGGAGAUGACAAGCAAGUUCAUGACGGAUCCAGUGAAGGUACUUGUGAAGCGUGAUGAGUUGACUCUUGAUGGAAUCAAACAAUAUUUUAUUGCUGUCGAGAAGGAGCAGUGGAAAUUUGAAACACUCUGUGAUCUUUUCGACACACUUACCAUUACUCAAGCUGUUAUCUUCUGCAAUACAAAA